ACCCGCCACCCUGAGCCGCCCCCCCGAGACGAGACCUGCCUGCAUUGCAUCCACAUACCGUACAGUACUCGCUGCAGGACUCUCUCUCUCUCUCUCAAUCAUUCACACACCCUCGCCGCAAACACCAUGGCUUCCAACUCCAAAAAGGAUAUGCGCCGUGCCGACCUCAUCGUGCCCUACGCCGAGCCCGCAAAGAACAAGGACGAAAAUGACAUGGCCAGCACGCUGUCGACGACGCUGCCAAUGGCUGCUAUCUUCACCCGAAACAAAAUGAUCGGCUGGGUAGCCGUCGUCUUUGCCAUCCAGGCUUGGCUCGCUGAGACAGCCGAGCAGAAACAGACUUCGUCCACUCCCGCCUACUUCCAGGUCGGCAUGUCCAUCAUGUCGCUCCUCGUUGGCUACUCCCCCAUGCUGCUUCCUCCCCCGCCUGGCACCCAAAGGCAAGCGUCAGGAACAGAGGCGUUCCCGGCUGCUCCCCCGUCGUAGAUGACCGGUGUACCGUAGUCGACAGGUCGUUCCCACUUAGCAGCUGUACUAUGUAAUUGUAUAGUUAAUCCAAUCUUGACUUGACUGGGGGGGCGAGCGACAGUCCCAAGCCAGUAGGCCGCAGUAGCUCUGUCACCCGCAGCCCCAACGUGUGUUACCGUCCUGCA
Molecule: messenger RNA, 653 nt
Organism: Pyrenophora tritici-repentis Pt-1C-BFP
Lineage: Eukaryota; Fungi; Ascomycota; Dothideomycetes; Pleosporales; Pleosporaceae
Biological process (GO): protein insertion into ER membrane
Cellular component (GO): endoplasmic reticulum membrane
Molecular function (GO): protein folding chaperone
Source: RefSeq, a predicted model, not a curated record